Messenger RNA from Mercenaria mercenaria, 4224 nucleotides. RefSeq lists its product as uncharacterized. The transcript has 3 exons. The record is from RefSeq and is a predicted model, not a curated record. The coding region runs from base 1482 to 3383 and encodes 633 amino acids. NCBI's taxonomy places the organism in Eukaryota, Metazoa, Mollusca, Bivalvia, Venerida, Veneridae.
AAGAAUGGAUUAUCUAGUUGAUAAUAAAAUGUUUUGGAUUUUAAAUUAGAUAAAUGGUGUAAACACUUUUGUGGUGAUCCUAACGUAAAAAAGGUGUUUACUGAAAUAUAAAAGCGUACACUUUUCAUCAAUUUAUUUUUCAAAUUUAGCACUUUAUACGCGCAAAAUAUUGUGAAUCGCGGACGUAGAUAUUUACCUGUGAAUAGACGAUAUUCAAUUGACGAGAGCCCAUUGAUGUCAAAUGAUGUAUUAUUAAUAUAUAUUGAUAUGAACCUUAAACUCUGUUGUCCGAAACUGUGCUAUUUUCAAAAUCAUCAACAAGUUUAGUGCAUUUUUAUUCAUAAAAGUACAGGUGGCAGAAUGCUAUAGUUCGUCUCGCAAAUGAUUUCGGCAAAAUAAGAUCUAAGAAAUUUUGUUCGGGCAAGACAGGCAUAUCUUCCAUUGGACUGAUUUUUUUGCCGUUAGCAUUUUGUUCUUACGACAGCCGAUUUGUUAUUAAAAGUCAUUAUUGUAGGGUGAAUUAAAUACAUUUUAUACGUAAUACAUGUACUAUAUGCUUAUAAAAUUGACCCCUUCAAAUUGAUAUACUUUAUGCAAGUUCAAUGUUUCAACUUGCAAACUUGAUGGAACAGCAAAAACGAACACGUUGUCAAAAUCACCAAGAAAAUCAUAUAAAUAUUUCAGAAAAAUAUUGAAUAUUGAAUCGAAAGCUUUUUCUUAAAGUUCCAAUUGUGUUUAAGAGUAUCCGACAACAGCUGGUUUUUCAAAAUGUUUUGUACAGCCCCGUGCCAACUUAAGGGAUUCUGUGCGAGUUUUCCUCUCCAGAAGUGUUCGUUGUAUAUUUCUGUUUGAAUAUGUUAAGCAGUUUCAGUUAUUCAUCUAUUUCUCGAAAGCUUUAUUCAUACAUCAAUUAGUAUAUUAAAGUGAGAUCCAUAUAAGUAUCACUAAUGCAGACAUAGGGAUAAGAUUUUAUUAGAAAAAAUCUAUAUACCCCACCUUUAAAACGGGUUGAACUGUCCAAAAUACCGAUAAAGAAAUUCAAUUUCAGAAAAAUAUCAGAACAAGUCAAAUAGUCUAAAAUAGUGAUAAUCCGUUUAAGAAAAGAUCACUGUUGCUUAAAUAAGUUAAAUAAUCACGGCCUCUGGGUCCAAGGAUUCGUCACAUAAAAAUUACCUGAUUUGUAAAUGGAAGCUAAAGAACCAAAAUUUUUCUGUCCAAAAAAUGCCGCACAGACUAUAUGCCUGUGAACUUUAUUCAAAUGCACUUUAAGGAGUAUGUGUACUUGUAAAGCUUAUAAAACGACGACCAUUGAAACAGCACUUCUCUUUUAAAUCAAAGUUAUUUUGCACAUCAUUAGCAUGAAUAAGACAUUAAAAGGAACUGAUCUUUGAUGAGAGCAAACUUUGAUAGUGGAACUUAUGUUAAUAGAAAGGAAAACAUAGACAUUAUAUAUCUCUACUGAAGAAUUUGGUAUUGAAGGAAUGAAAUACAAAGGCAGUGGAUUUCUUCCACAUCUUGUGAUAACAAGUGACGUCACGGAUGAUGUCAGCACUUGCACGAGCAACGGUCAAGGAGAAUUGUUGCAGAUGCGACUGCUGCAGACGGAUGAGAAGUAUCGAAGCCGCUUCUUGUAUGACCAGAUUCAAUCCUUUGAGGAUAAGGUUUAUCGCUCAUAUGAACAGUUUAGUGUCGAUCUAUUGCACAGAAUGUUCCUGUCGCUUUCAAAACGUACCGUAGUUGACGCCAGAAAAGUAAAGACAAUAGCAAACCUUCGGAAGUGCUUCCUAGAUCUGAAGAAUCUGAUUCGUUGUAAGCUACGUCAUCGUCACGUGAGAACAACACCGGAAGAAGAAAAACUCGUGAAUUAUUUCACGUGGUUUUUCAAAUAUUUAGAUUACCUUCGAAAGCUCCGCGCUAACUUUGUGGAAAGAAUUUUUUCACCGCUGUUUCGUUAUUUCUAUCUGGUUGGGUAUGAUCUUCCUGAUCGUGAAAACACACCUGAUUCCAUUGUGUCAUCUCCAAGUGUGCUGUCAUUUCGAAGUAUUGACAGUGGUUACAGUGACGUCAGUGGAUUAACACUUACACUCGCCGAGGGUGGCCGUUUGUCUGGAAGCACCUCUGCACAGUCCGGUUUCCAUGAGACACAGGAAGCUCGUAGAAGGCUUGUAACAAAACAAGCGCUCAUCUCUCUCGGCCGAGAGUUUCGUGACAUAAAGAAACUGUAUGAUACGUCGGAAAUGGAAAAGCUUGCUCAGAGACUUUCACAUCUGAAAGAGAGAACUGACCAUCUUUUGGAUCAAGAAAACUCUUUAGACCAACAGCUUCUUUGUCAAGACAGCGAGAGAUCAGUUUUUCAUUUGAAAGUUGCCAAUUUUGGAAAUGAAAAGGUUCUACGCUUUGUUCCAGACAUUCUUCUGAAAUUUCAAAAGGCGGCUUGGUUGGCGAGACGGUGGCUAGAACAAGAUGAUCAGAAAACUAAAGACCUGAAUGUAAAGUUGGAAAAACUGACACAACUAGAAGAAAACAUGAAUAGAAAACUGAGUUCCCUUUCAAAGGAAAUUCAGUUGAAAGAACUAGAGCUAGAAUCGAAAGCUGAUUUGCUGAAUAAUCUUCUGGAAAGGGAGAACAGAUCAAACAGUUUAAGCCAAAGUGUUUACGAUUUGGAAAAAAGAAAGGGUGUAUUGACUGAGAAGGUAACAGUGUUGAAUUCUGAAAGAGUCCAACUCUGUGAAAAAAUUACAGCAGCGGUCAAAAGGGAAGAUAGAAAAGCGUAUAAACAACUAAAAGCGUUCUACGACAAGAACAAACUGCAAAGAUUUGCCGUUGAGCGACAGAUAGCGAAUAUAGAUUAUCACAUUAAUCUUGCGGAGUCGGACAUGAAUAUUGAACUAGAAUUGAAGGCAGACGUCAUACAUACUACAAAUGAUGUGCAGGAUAAAUGCGAAGAAAUAGAGCAAAGACUUGAAAAGGCAAAGAAAGAACAAAAAAUAAUACAAGCCGCUCUUAUUCCUAUAUCUGAAGACAGGAAGUUUGUCAAGGAACAGCUUCAGGCAGAAGAAGGCUUUACCGUAGGAGAUGACAAACCAGCUCUCCGAGCAGAAUUUAUAAAUUCAGUCGCAUAUGACCCAGAUCGUGUAGUAGAUUUAAAUUCGGAAUACAUCGGACACAGAGCUAUUGGAAAUCCGUUGUCUUUACUCAUUACGUCACUUCCUGAAGGCGGGCACGUGUCCUCAAAACCGGUGCAAAUACAAAAGAAUAAAUCAUUGCCGCAAGUCAAUAGCAGCAAAGUGGAUAAUGUGCCGCAGACCACGAAAGUUAUAGAUUCUAUGGCGUCGUUGCACAGACAGCUGUAUACACCUGAAGUAAUGGCUUCAGAAUGGUGACACAGUUUGUCUGCAGUGCAAGAAGUACUUCUUCAGCGACCGCGAAGUACAAAACAACGUCUUUUGGUACAUGAUGACAAUGUAGUUCUGAAUUGAUUGAAACGGCUUGUAGUGGUGAUGUUUUUGUUGAUGCAUUUGGACUACUAGAUAAAAAACUGACACUAUUAAAGUGACACCUUGCCCAUACCUGAAAGUGUAAAUAUGACCGCAGAUUAUUCUUAAUAUGAACUUGGAGGAAUAAUAUGGCCGCUUUCUUGCAUGCCGGACAGAAUUUUCCCGUAUUUUUGCCGGUGCUAGAAAAACUCGUCCUUCAUGACUCACAUGUUAUAAUUUAUGAAUGAAUGCGUAAAUUCAUACGCCACUAAAAUGAAAUUGUAUCUAAAAGAAAACUAUUCAUAUCGCUUUAUUUGUUCUGUUAACGGCAUGCAAGAAAAAGAGCAUAUCACUAGUUAAAUAUGAGGAUAGAAAUAUCUGGCGCUCGGGUGACUGUUUUGCGGUAACUCGGCAUAACCUCGUUACCGCCUAAACAGUUGCCCUAGAACCAGAUAUUUCUAUCCACACCUUCAACCAGUGAAAUGUGAUUGUUAUAGUCUUCGUAGUGUAGGAUACUAUAUAAAUUAUGUUGCAAUAGAUUGAAAUUCUCAACCAAUCUUAAAUAGCGGUUAUUUUCUCAUCGUGUUUCAUUUCUGAAUUAGAACAAGUAAUGUGACAUACAUGCAUACAUUUCUUAUUUCAUCAUGAAAAGGCUAUUAUUCAAAAGACUCUAUAAUGCCUGAUCUGCCGGUGCGGCUAUGAUAUACUGUUUGUCUAAAUGUUUAGAAAAAUAAAACGAUUGCAACUA